Messenger RNA from Astrephomene gubernaculifera, 1013 nucleotides. The record is from the annotation of a GenBank genome assembly. Lineage: Eukaryota; Viridiplantae; Chlorophyta; Chlorophyceae; Chlamydomonadales; Astrephomenaceae.
AGGCGGGCGUGUUCCACCUCAGCCCCAACCGUCUGUCCAGGUGGAGGUGGGCGAGUGGCGAUCCCAGUGGUGUCCCCCGCAGGCGGCCCUGUGGUCCGCCCACUACCGGAAGCACCCCCGCACCCCCGCCGACCUGCAGCUAGCGCCCUGGGUGGCGGAGCGCUACAGCCGCCGGCGCCGGCAUGACGUGGCUCGGCAGUCGGAGGAGCUGUUGCUGCGGCGGCGGGAGGAGGAGGGGGAGGGGGAGGAUGGGGGCGCAGGGGCGGCUACUACCGCCGCCUCCGCCGCCUCCGUCGCCUCCGCCGCCGCGGCUGCUGCUGCCUCCGCAUCCGCAUCCGAGGACCCCGGUGUAACCCCGACUGCUAGUGGUGGUGCGCCUGCUGUUGGGAGGGAUGUUGGCGCGCAUGUGGUUGUCAGUGCUGCUGUUGGGAGGGAUGCCGGGGUGGUGGCAGCUGUUCUUGCAGCGGAGCGGCUGGAUGAGGAAGUGUGUGACAAGGGAAAGUGAGGGCAUAGCGGGUGGUAGUAUAAGGCCAUUAUAGCAUGCAGCUGCUUGUGGGAAUUAUCGUGCGCUAGAGGGGCGGCUGAGAAAGGGAAGGACGGGGGGCCCCUGUUGAGUUGCGCCGUAUUGAGGUGGAGUGGUGAGCGGGUUGGGGCUUGCUGCAGGAUUGGGAUUGCAGUUGUUAUGAAUGGAAGUGCGCUGGAGUUGUGGCCGGGUUGGGGCACGAUCUCUGAUGCAUGAUGACACCGAAUCGUCGUUAUACAAACACCAUUUAGUAAACGGCACCGCAGCCUUACACUGCGGGUUGGACUCGUCCCGUCUUGUCUUUUGUGACGUCAGCAAUCUCUGUGUUUACAACAAGCUGCUAGCUGCUGUCGUACAAGCUCGUUGAUAUCUGGGCGUGAUGAGAAGGGAUAGGUAGGACGAAGCGAAGGACGAAGCGUGAUGAGGGGUCUAUGUUGGGGGCAGAAAGCAGUAAACGGAUGAUACUGUAGACGAAAGCUUUUACAGCUGU